Molecule: messenger RNA, 1294 nt
Organism: Mycotypha africana
Lineage: Eukaryota; Fungi; Mucoromycota; Mucoromycetes; Mucorales; Mycotyphaceae
Product: 40S ribosomal protein S5
Exons: 3
Coding region: 272-883 (203 amino acids)
Biological process (GO): ribosomal small subunit assembly; translation
Cellular component (GO): cytosolic small ribosomal subunit; ribosome
Molecular function (GO): structural constituent of ribosome; rRNA binding; mRNA binding
Source: RefSeq, a predicted model, not a curated record
AGGUAAAUAAGCAUAGUACAUUAUAGAAGAAACAUACUUGUUGAAACAAUAUACUUACCAGAUUAUAUUUGUCCUUCCGUUCAUAUCAUCCAUCCAACUGCGAUAUAUCCUAUUUCACAACCAAAUUUUCGAAUAUCCAUCACUUAUCAAUAAUCCAUCCAUCUAUCAUAAAAUGUAUCAUUACAUCAAUCGAUCAUACUACACCCAUCUAUCCACAAACAUCUUUGCGCAACAAAUAUAUUCACUAUGUACUUAAAUCGAUUAGACGAUCAUGCCCGCUUUAGGUUUGCCCGCCGACGUUAGUGCCACUGCUGAUGGUACCCGCAAGUUGUUCAACAAGUGGUCUUACGAAGAUGUUGAAGUUAAGGACAUCUCUCUCCAAGAUUACAUUCAAAUCCGUCAACAAGUCUACUUGCCUCACACCGCUGGUCGUUUCGCCGUUAAGCGUUUCCGUAAGGCUCAAUGCCCUAUUGUCGAACGUUUGACCAACUCCUUGAUGAUGACUGGCCGUAACAACGGUAAGAAGUUGAUGGCUGCUCGCAUCGUUCAACAUGCUUUCGAAAUCAUCCACCUUUUGACCGAUGCCAACCCCCUCCAAAUCUUGGUUGAUGCCAUCAUCAACUGUGGUCCUCGUGAAGAUUCCACCCGUAUCGGUUCUCAAGGUACCGUCCGUCGUCAAGCCGUCGAUGUUUCUCCUCUCCGUCGUGUCAACCAAGCUAUUUCUUUGUUGACCAUCGGUACUCGUGAAUCGGCUUUCCGUAACAUCAAGACUGUUGCCGAAUGUCUUGCCGAUGAAUUGAUCAACGCUGCUAAGGGUUCUGCUAACUCUUAUGCCAUCAAGAAGAAGGACGAACUUGAACGUGUUGCUAAGUCUAAUCGUUAAAAAAUUGCUGUAUUUUUUUUGGAGAGUUUAUUGGGAGGGAUAAAACACUUUACAAUUCUACUUUCUUGUUUAUUCUGAACAAAAUAAAACCAAUGUCGUUCUAUUGAACAUAAUUAUCAUGUUAGCCGUGGAAUCCCAUAUUUUGUCAUGUCGUUCAUUUGAUAAUAGAAGGGUGAAAAAGGAAAUUUAUUUGCGGGGAGUGCUGACACAUAGAUGUAUCACUGACAAAGGUCCGAAAAAGUACAUCAAUAGAAGGUUGUUUCGCAUCAGCGACAGAUUAUGUGCAAGGUUUAUUUGUUAAAAGAAAAACAGUGUUAUGAUGAACAAGACAAGGCAAAAACAAAAUGAAGGUUUAUUAGUGGAAAAACAUUAAAGAAACGAUAUCAAUCUUGUCUUUAGGCCUUAACAGCG